Molecule: messenger RNA, 1465 nt
Organism: Coccinella septempunctata (seven-spotted ladybird)
Lineage: Eukaryota; Metazoa; Arthropoda; Insecta; Coleoptera; Coccinellidae
Product: protein SCAF11-like
Exons: 12
Coding region: 83-1465 (460 amino acids)
Source: RefSeq, a predicted model, not a curated record
UCGGUUUUCUGUCAUAUUUUUACGUUGGGAAAAUGAAAAUUUGAAUUUGAAUCAAACCUGGCAGUUCAAAAACUUUACUAAAAUGAAUUAUUCUGCCGAAUCAACGAUGUUCAACAAAUCGAAACCAUCUGUAGAUGCCUUGGAAAUACGGGAACGAGAUUAUAUAUUUUUGAAGCAAAAAAAUGAUCAACUAGUCAAAGAACUUAUCGAAAUGAGAAGUAACCGUACUAAGUUGAACUUAGAUAUGGAUUAUUUAGUGAAACAAAAGUUUCAUGUUGAACAAAAAUUAAAUCGUAUGGAGAGGAUAGUUUCGAACAUCGAUGCUAGAAGUAGACAAUGUUUGAACAGAAUUAUAGAGUGUUCUACAGAAUUGACAUGUAUUAUAAGUUUAGUAAAUGAGGUUAGAGACCUCAAAAAAGAUCUGGGAUCUAUAAGCGAAGAUACAAGUGAACUUUUAGGUGGAUCGUCUCUAAGGGGAAUGGUAGAUGAUUCCUUGAAAAAUCAUGUGCAAAAUCAAGAAAUUGAAAAAAAUCAGGAAAGUGAAGAAAAUCAAGGAAGUGAGGAAAAUCAAGAAAGUGAUGAAAAUCGAGAAAGUCUACAGAAUUUAGAAGAAACUUCAAUGAAUAAUGAAGAAAACACUCAGGAAGAAGUUGGAAGUUCAAAUGACUUCAUAUCACGAGGUGGAAGAAGCCUUCCAACAGAAUCUGAUUGGGUUAUUGCAGAAUCUGAUAUGGAGCUGGAGGGAAGUUUAGAUAAACAAUGUUCCAUCACAUUUCCUGAGAGGUUGUCUGCAAUUGAAGAGGACCCUGAGUAUUCCUCAUCCGAUCAAGAAGAAGCAGAAAUAAAUGGUUUAAAUUCUAAGGAAAAUUCUACUACCUUUUUCGUGCAACUUCCAAAAACUAAUGUAAAUACCAAAAGAGGAGAACAUUUUUCAAAAACUGACUAUACAGAUUUGUCUACUAAUGUUGAGGCCGAUAGUGAUUUGGAUAAUUCAAAAUCUGAUCAAAGUACAUUUCAAGAUGUUGAUAAAACCACUACUCCACAGAAGACCUCAGAUACAAUUGAUAAGUCUCCCCGGAAAACUACACCGAGAAGGGCAACAUACAUAAAGAGGAAAUCUAUUGGAAGCCCGUGUCCCAAGUCGUUAGAACAGAGAGGUAGCAAAAAACGAAAAUCCUACACGCCGAAAUCAUCUCGAAUUUCAACUUUGGAGCGUAGAAAAUCAAGACAAUCUCCAAUUUUGUCAAGCGGAUUCGAUUCGGUGGAAGGAAGAUCGGAUACGGAUCGUAAUAAUGAAAGCGGCACCAAAAGAAAAAAAACAUUAUCUCGGUUAUCGUUAUUUCCACCUGAACCAGAUUCUUCUAUUUCACCAUCGGGAAAAGGGUUACCAAGAAGAUCAGAAAAUGUUAAAAAAUCGGAUAAUUCUCUAGGUUGUCAUCCUAUUGAGGAAUUGAGUGAAUCGUGA